CAGGCAGUAUUGAGAAAAGUUUUGAUGAGCUUUGUUCAAAACUCGAUGAAUGUAUCAAUUCAUUAAAAUUCCUUAAAAAUCAAAUUCGUGUUGAAGAAGUAGUUAAACAAUUCCAAGCCGAUCAAGUUGAUUUAAAUAAAUUUCUCGAAGAAAUGAAAAUUGAAAAAGAAAUUGGUGAUGUCAAGAAAAUUAGAGAAGAAGUUUCCUCAAUGGUGGUUAAAGUCAAUGCAAUGCAUAAUACAAUGGAAAGAUUAAUAAGCGGGAGAAUUAACUCUGUACAUGAUCAAGAGAAAAUCGAUAAAAUUUUCCGGGUUCAUAAAUUAAAUUUUACGGAUUAUAAAGAAACUCAUGUUGAACCGCGGCAGAGUGUGACUAAAUGGGUAGCUGUUAAAGAUCAAAGUCAAGAAUUUGCAUUCAAGAAUACCAAAACUUACUGA
Molecule: messenger RNA, 437 nt
Organism: Funneliformis caledonium
Lineage: Eukaryota; Fungi; Glomeromycota; Glomeromycetes; Glomerales; Glomeraceae
Source: the annotation of a GenBank genome assembly